Mya arenaria is the source of this 7317-nucleotide messenger RNA. RefSeq names its product NLR family CARD domain-containing protein 4-like. Lineage: Eukaryota; Metazoa; Mollusca; Bivalvia; Myida; Myidae. The transcript has 4 exons. The record is from RefSeq and is a predicted model, not a curated record. Bases 341 to 3472 code for a protein of 1043 amino acids.
AGAAGAGAGAAGACAGGCCACAAAACACAUUGAACAAUCUGUGACAGAUGCUCAAAGAACACUUGAGAUACAUGUAAAAGAAGAGAAAAGACAGGGCGCAGAAUACAUUGAACACUCUGUUACAGAAGGUAAAAGGACGCUUGAGACUGUUGUUAAAGAAGAGAGAACACGGGCCAAAGAACACAUUGAACACUCAGUAACAGAGGGUAAACGAGCACUUGAGGAUCAGACAGAGAGACUUGCUAGGCUGUUGCGUAAAGAAGAAGUCGAUAAUCUACAAAAAAAGAAACUUGAGUUAAAGGCACAGCUCAUCGAGUACUAUAAAAAAUCUUCAAGCCAGAUGACCGUUCGGCUCGACAUUGACGAAACAAUUGAAAAGAUAUACGAAAAACCAAAUCUUACCUUAAAGAAAACCGAAAAUGGCACCACACAAGAGAAAGAUAUUCCAGAAAUAAGCCAACUGUUUUCGACAAGUGAUGACACAAUGGCUAAAACGAUCAUUGUCGAGGGUGAGCCUGGGACAGGCAAGACCUCUUUGUGUAAAAAAAUCGUGGAUGACUGGCGUAAAGUAAAUGAGAAAGUUGAGCAGGAGCCAAGCACAUCAUAUUUAAGAAAGUUUGAAUUCAUAUUUUACAUCAUACUACGCCUUGUCAAAACUGACAUUGAAGUUAAAGCAAUCAUAGUCGAACACAUACUAAAGAAGAUUGAUUCAGGCUAUGAAAAUGCGCACUCACUGCUGGGAGAAAUUUUAAAAUCAGAGCACUGUCUUCUCCUGCUUGAUGGUCUGGACGAAUGGCGUGGAAAAAUGCCUCAUAUUGAAACAAGUUGGAUAAACUGUACAGCAUUAAUCACAACGCGACCGUACAAAUUGGCUGAAUUAAGGGUAAUUCCAACGCAGAUGGGUAAACAUGUCCAAUUGAAUGGAGUUCAGAAUCCAGAAGAGCUUGUUUUGAAAGUCAUUCGGAAGUUAGAGGAGUACCACAAAACAAACAAACCACCAAAGGCCUGCAUCAUUGACCUAAAAGGCAAACACCUGUGGCAUUUCAGUGCAAAUCCCGUCGUACUCGUUCAUAUUGUGUGGCUCUGGCAAAAGAGUAAGUUAAGAGAAAACAUGUCUCGAUCUUCUCUUUACCAGGAAAUUAUUAAUGAAAGAUGGUAUGAAAUGUGUGACAAAAAAGAACAAGAUAAAGAUCCACAUGAGUUAUAUGACGUACUGAGCGAGAUAGCAUUUGAUAAAAUGCUUUCAGAAAAUGAGGACGAAUCCCUCGUGUUUAACAUCAAGGGGAAACAGCUAGAGAUAUUUAAGCAAUUCAAGGAGGCAUCGCUUGAAUCCGGUAUCCUGUCUGGUAGCAAUGUGCCCGGAGAACGCUUUCCUCAGUACCAAUUUCUUCACAAAACAUUCCAAGAAUUUCUUGCAGCUGUGUUUCUGUCAAACCGCGGUUCGACUGUGUCCACCUCAUGCAAGCUCGUGAAAGAAAUAUAUUCGAACCAUAGGAACGAAGGUGCAUUUGCUUUGAAAGAGGUUUUCCUUUUUCUAUGCGGUUUAAAUCCAGUAGCAGCCGCAGAGUUUUCGAAAACACUGAAUGAGCUGUUUACUGAGAACUGUGAAAAACAGGGAUUAAAAACUCAAAAAGUUCGUACAUUCCAGAACAUGAUACUGAGCGGCUACGAUGAGGCCGAGAGAAGUGGACACAUAGGUGCAGAGUUCUGCUUGCAGCAUAUCGUGCUUGAUUCUACCAAUCUUACAGCGCAUCAUAUGUCAAAGUUGAAACUCUGCUUGGAGAAUGAAAGAAAAUCCAACCUCAAAUCAAUGCGUAUUGCUGAGAACAUAGCUUCUACCCUGCAGCACAUGGAUGAUCCAUCUGUUUUAGAUUUAAACAUAUGCACGAAUCUAAAAUAUGUGGCUUUAGAAAGGUUGUCAUAUGAAGAUAUCAACCUAUCUAAUUUGAAUGGAUUACUAGACUGCAACAUACAAUUCAGCGACUACAAACCAGCAAGUAAACUGAUAUCGUCAGUGCAGUCCUCUGAUUUACGAGGUUUGAAAAUUCUCGUGCUAAGAAAUGUUGGUUUGGAAUGUGAAGCCAUGGACAUAUUGUCAAAACUCAAAUGUGUCAAAGAGCUUAACCUCACAUGGAGCAAGGCGAGUCGACCAAAUGUUUCACAAUUAAACCUUGUUGACCUUAGACAUCUCGAAUACCUCGAAGAACUCACAUUAAAAGAACUGCAUGCCUCUGACGUUGUUAGUCUACAAAUGCUCAAUCUGCGCCGGUUAAAGAUCGGGUUUGCAACACAACAACGAGCACCACGGUUGAUAGCAACACUACUAUCUCGACGAGACGGUUCACUCACAACAUUACCGGAUGGGUCACACUUUCCGCUAGAAGGCCUUCGACUGAAGAACGUUUGUAUGUUAGCAGGAGAGUACAUGCGUCUUCUUAAUCAGAUGAUACAGUCUGGACGUAAAGUGGACUUUACGUUAACUGAGUGUACAAUAGAGGGUGACGUAAGAGAGCUGCAUGAGAAGGUGGGGGACCAGGCUGCCCUACAGGUGGAAGCUCCACAGUCCUUCUUAACUAGGACUAUGACAUAUAUUAGAUUAAAGAAGAUGACAGUGUCAGCAGAUGUGUUUAUGCGUCUCGUUCUCGUGGUGUCACAGUCUAGACGUUUAUGGGACUUUACGUUAACUGAGUGUACAAUAGAGGGUGCCGUAAGAGAGCUGCAUGAGAAGGUGGGGGACCAGGCUGCCCUACAGGUGGAAGCUCCACAGUCCUUCUUAACUAGGACUUUUUCAAAGAUUAGAUUAGAGAAGAUGACAGUGUCAGCAGAUGUGUUUAUGCGUCUCGUUCUCGUGGUGUCACAGUCUAGACGUUUAUGGGACUUUACGUUAACUGAGUGUACAAUAGAGGGUGACGUAAGAGAGCUGCAUGAGAAGGUGGGGGACCAGGCUGCCCUACAGGUGGAAGCUCCACAGUCCUUCUUAACUAUGACUAAGACAAAUAUUAGACAUAUUAGUUUAGAGAAGAUGACCUCAUCUGGCUAUUUUACCUUAAACAAGAUGACAGUGUCAGCAGAUGUGUUUAUGUGUCUCGUUCUCGUGGUGUCACAGUCUGGACAUAUAGGGGGCAUUACGUUAACUGAGUGUACAAUAGAGGGUGCCGUAAGAGAGCUGCAUGAGAAGGUGGGGGACCAGACUGCCCUACAGGUGGAAGCUCCACAGUCCUUCUUUACUUUGAAUAAUACAAACAUUAGAUUAGAGAAGGUGACAGUGUCAGCAGAUGUGUUUAUGCGUCUCGUUCUCGUGGUGUCACAGUCAGAACGUCGUGUUUUGUGUCAAUUACAAAACUGUACAAUAGAGCCUGUCGAAGAAGUGAGAAAGCUUCAGGUGAAAAUGGAGGACCAGCCCGCCAUUUAUGUGGAAGGGUUCAGCAUGUGUGGACAAGUCUGGUGCAUUCAGUUUAUCAACAACAGGUAAUCAGUCUACGCUGUAAGGUAAUCAGUCUACGGUGUAAGGCAUAUACUCAGCUCAUAUUUGGGAUCUCGCUAUGUUCAGCUCAACAGUCAUCAGCAAACAAUUGACGUGUCUGUUCGUGGUUUUUAAUGUAUAAGUUCCAUCUGAGGUUGAGUUCGGAAACAUUAUGAAUAAACGAUGUUUUCCAACAGUUAAACAAAUGCAACAAAGACAAAGGUUGCUUCAAGGAAUCCUGGCAGUUACAACCAAACUUCUUGUCAGUAAAAUGUAAGACGAACUUAGAACAUUUAAUGAUUGAUAUUAGCCCACGAUGUUUGAGAUGAGUUAUGUAGUUUUGUUUUGAAGUUCCAUCUUGUUGGCUGGUAUUGCUACUUUUACACUGAACCUUGGAUUAUCGUGGAUAUAAAGAAGUGUUUCUAUUGUAUGACGGACACGCGUGUUGUAAUAUCGCCAUGAUAGUGGAUUAUCAUGGAUUUAACGAACUGUAUCUAUUUUGUGACUGACGCGCGUGUCGUAAUAUCGCCAUGGUCGUGGAUUAUCGUGGAUGUAACGAUGUGUAGCUAUUGUGUGACUGACACGUGUGUUGUUAUAUCGCCAUGGUCUAGGAAUAUCGUGGAUAUCACGAAUUGUAUCUAUUGUGUGACUGAUGCACGUGACGUCAUAUCGCCAUGGUCGUCGAUUACCGUGGAUGUAACAAAAUAUACCUUUUUGUGACUGACGCGUGUUGUACUUUCGCCAUGGUCGUGGAUUAUCGUGGAAUCAAGGUUCAGUAACAUACAAGUCGAAAGUGUUUCUGAACGUUUCUAUAUUUAUCUAUUAUAUUGUUGAAAACGGCGCGCAUAUCGCUAUAUAACAAUAUUUUUGAGGUAUAUUUUAACUUUGUAUAGUUCAGUCAAAUACGUACAUUUAAACGUUUGUUUUGGGAUUUUAGUGUGUGAAUUUAAGAUGCAUCCUUGUUUGUUGUGAGUUUUCUUUUGCUUUAUGUUCCAAUAGUAUGCAAAAUGUAAUGAGCCGCAUCGAGCGAUUUCGGGCUUAAGAACAUUUGUUUGCUUAUAUUCUUUGUUGAGGUAUUUAAAUUAAAUGACAUUUCAGGAAGUAUUUCCAAAAACUGUCAUGAGGAUAUCACUUAAAGUGAGUUAGAUACGAUUAAUAAGUGUCUCCAUGUACUGUGCAAAUCGAUUACUAAAUUUGACAUCAUUCAUAUGACGACAUUCUGAAAGUACAUUAUGUGUAACAUACAUUAAAAAAGAGUAAUGAUUUCUUUUUUUCUUUUUUUUAUUACAUUGGCCGUUUUAAAGACAGACUAUGACUGCAGUCAAAUUAAGUCGGGAUGAUAUCCGUGGUUGCUAUGGAAACAUAAGUAAACCAAUUCUCAUACGUCGUAAAGACAGUGAUGCACCAAUGACAAACAUUUAUAAAACGAAGUUUGGAAGACACUGAUAUACGUCGAAAAAAAAGAUUUUCUUUAUGAUUAUUUAAUUUGUAAUAAUUAUGCAUUAAUACCCCAAAUCGCGCGAUUUUGUGUUUUGUAUGUAUAUGUAAAGACCAUAGUUUCUACUAAAAUAUAAUUGUUUUUAAUUUGACUAUUUUUGUGUUUGAUUUUGUUUCGUGUUUAUAAUACAUGUAUUUCUUGAUAAUGUACCUUGAUAAGAUAUGUAUUUACCUGGAUAAUGCAUUAUUAAUGCAUGCAUAUAAUUUGAUAAUGUAUGUAUUUCAUUUAUUGAUGAAGAAUGUCUUCGUGUUUGUGUUAUUUGUAUUCCACUUUUAAAAAGUUACAAUGAAGACGCGUGCUGAGAUAUGUUUCUUUUUAAGAUCAUUGAAAUAUAUCAUAUGUGAAUACAUAAUCAUCUAAUAUUUUCCUAAAUAAGUUUGAGGAUUUACAAAGGUUAUAAUAUCGAUAUUACAAAACGUCAACAGUUAUCACUUUUUAGGCCUUAGGGUUUUCUUAGUGAAUAAUUGUAAUGGAUAUCUGCAACAUGAAGAUCAAUUGGUAUACCAUUAUAUCCUUAUAAAACUGGCCUUUUCUUCCUGUCAUUAGCAUAUAAGUUUAAAUAUUGUUUCCUGGUAACCCUACGCGUAAUUGUCUGCGCUUUAAUGACAUUUUGUGUUCAUUUAGGAAAUUAAAACACAAUUUCAAAACGUUUACUUAAACGUUGUUAUAUUAUGUUGAUCAUCAUGUAUUGUUUCUUCAUUAGAUUACUAAACAUCUGUGCGAUUUCAAAUGAUGCCAGUUUUACACGGUGACAAGGCUGGCCAAUGAUGGAUGAACCGCCUUAUUAACUAGGCUGUACUGUGCCAUGGACGAUGUUUUUAAUAGUAAUGCCCUGUGACACAAUACAAAUGUUGUAUAAUUUAAAGGGACUAGACACCAGAUGAUACCAUUGCAAGAAAAAAGCAAAUAUUAAAAAAAACUUACAUGAAAUUGAUAUAGUUGCGAACAACGCAUUGUAUCGCACUUUCUGAUGUAAAGCACUGCUUGCGACAGAUAAAUAUUUCGCAUUUUUUUGCAUAUUUUUUCCAUCUAAAAAUAGCGUCGUAAUAAUUAUCUGUACUAAUCGCGUGACUUUCUGUAUAUGCUAAAUAUACAAACUAUGAUCUUGAAAACCAUAAUGCGCUAUUUUUUAACGGGUGAACUCAGCUAAGACAGCGACAAAAUAUUCUUUUUAUCAUGUAAAAUGAUGUUUUAUCGACCUCGUUCUAACUCAUAUUGACUAUUGUAUGCUUGAUUCAAGGAAUACUGUAUUUGCCGAUUUGGGGAACAGAUGAUGUCUAGUCCCUUUAAAAAGUGACACUUGUUGACUUAUAAAAUGUAAUAUGAAUGACUGAUAAGGUUUUUUUGCAGUUUGUAUGUAUAUUGUUUUCUAUUACAGCACGAGUUAACACAUUUUUGCAGUCUUUCGAGACAGAAAAAGCAUGUUUGUAGUUAGUAUUUUUGUAAAUGUUUUUAUAAUGUUUUUGUCUACUCAUAUAUAUUUCUACUCCUAAAACCCUUUCAAAUGGUACCCCAAUACAAUGGGGUCACCAGGCAAUCGUAAAUCUCAUAAAUAUCAUUAUUCUAAGGAGGGUACCUUAAGUACAGUUAAUGAAAUUUGUUAGAAGUUGUCUGUAUAUUGUUAGUUAAGUAUACACAAUGAUAAUUGUAUUGUUAGUGAAAUGCAUGUUAUUUUAUUACUGAGAACACUGUAAUAAUUAUAUAACCUUAACUCGUUUUAAAGGGAUUCUAUGUUAAAAGAAAUAGUUUUGAAAGGUAUAAUUUGAACAUUUUACUUAAAUUAAAUAAUAAACGAUAAAAUUAUUAAUUGUAAUUUAGUUGAAAAAAUUGAGAUACUUUUCCAAUAUUUGCAAGAUAUCUUAAAUAAUAGUGUAUUCCCUUAUGGUUCAAUCUACGUUUCAUUAGAAUAACUGUCAUCUAGGGUUUGCAAGUAAAUAUUGAAUGCAAGUAAGUUCUAAUUGCGAAUGUAAAAUGUAUGGAAUAAAUGUAUGUUCGUUAGAAGCUGUCUGUUUGUUGUUAGUUAAGUACACACAAGUAUAAUUGUUUUGUUAAUGAAAUACAUGUUAUUUUGUAACUUUGAAUACUGUAAUAACUAUAUGACAUUAACUCGUGUUUAAUUUGAACAUGUUGCUUUAAUCAAAUAAUUAACGAGAAUAUUAUCAAUGGUAAUUUAGUUGAUAAAAAUGGAGAUACUUUUCUAAAAUUUGCAAGAUAUCUAUAAUUAUAGUGGACUUCUUAUAUCGUUCAAUCUAUGUUUUGUUUGAAUAACUGUCAUUUAGGGUUUGCAAGUAAAUUUUGAAUGCAAGUUAGUUCUAAUUGCGACUGUAUUAUGUAUGGAAUAAAGGUAUGAAUGAAA